This is a messenger RNA of Vespa velutina, 2397 nucleotides long. RefSeq names its product mpv17-like protein 2. Gene Ontology annotation, cellular component: membrane; cytoplasm. Gene Ontology annotation, biological process: mitochondrial ribosome assembly. Lineage: Eukaryota; Metazoa; Arthropoda; Insecta; Hymenoptera; Vespidae. The transcript has 4 exons. Bases 691 to 999 code for a protein of 102 amino acids. The record is from RefSeq and is a predicted model, not a curated record.
GUAACAAAGAUGGCGCGAUCUACAAAGCAAAUAUAACGAUCUCUUUGUUGUAUUAUUGUAUAAAUAUAUAUUUUUAUAUUUAAUUAGUAUUUCAUACAAAAGAGUUAAUUUAUAAACGUUUUUUCAACUCAAUUAUUUCUUUUUUUAAAUAUGUGUUCGAUCGUACAUCGUUGCACUCUUCAUAUCGUGCGUCAAUAUAGCAGAUAUUUUCGAUCAAAUAUCGAAAACUUCUAAUAAUUGUCGUUACUACGGAGAUAGAGGAAAUACAGCAAGUUAAUUUUGUUGUUCGAUUUGAUUAAUUCGUUGUUAAUUGAAUGUGUGCGAUUAUUCUACGAAAGUAAUAAAAUUGUUGUAUAAAUAAACUACUCUUUUAAGUUUUAUAAUAGCUACACAACUUUUCUUAUCACGUGAAUGAUAUAUCGUAAAAUAAACGUAAUGUCUUUUAUUAUAUCUUUUAUUACGACACUGUCACGUGUCAGUAGUUACAUUCGAGAAGUUAAUUUUAUUUUCUAGUAAUAAUAUCUUUUUCAAAUUUUAUUUAAAUUGUAAUAUUUAUUUAUCAUACGCAAAAAAAUGGAGCAUUAUUUGUAUUUCGAUUUAUAAUUUAACCUACAAAUUGUAAUCUGGACAAUGAUUUCUUUUGUUACUACAAAUCCUAUAUUCAUUAUGAGAUUUAACUCUCAUUGAAAAAUGAAACUGAACAUUGUGAGAGGAGCCGGAUGGCUCUAUAAAGUAAACGCUAUAAAAGAACAAUUAUUUUCAUCGAAAAAUUUAUUAUACACCAAUGUAGCCAUAUCAAUCUCUCUUUCAGCUGUAGGAGAUAUCAUAGAACAACACUAUGAAAUAAUAAAGGGUGAAUGGGAAAAAUGGAGUCCAAGCAGAACAAGGAAUAUGGCCGUGAGUGGCAUGUCCAUUGGUAUAGUUUGCCAUUAUUGGUACAGAUACUUGGAUUCCAAGUUAUCUGGACGCACUAGUAAAAUUGUACUGAAAAAAGUAUAAAGGCCACAUAAGAAUGUAUUUCUUCGCACUCAGAUACUGAAUAGCAUAAUAUUGUAAAAGUAGUGUAAGCUACUAAAGAAAUCAGUGCCAAUACUGAGGAUAAUGCUGUUCCUGGUAUAUGAUCUAUUCUUUGUAAAGCUACAAGAGCAGCACCAAAUGUAACACCCCAUACAACACUAUAUCUAUCGACUCGCCAUCUCGACCACCAUUCUCGUAUAUCAUCGUCAGUCGUAACGAAUAAUGCUUUCCAAGGUCGUGUAACAAAUACUUUCUCAAAAAACACCUAAAUUUACAAUAGUAAUUAUAUAUAAGGAAUAUCUCUUUAAUAAUAUAUUGUAUAAUUAAAUUUAAAUUAAUCAUAUAAAACUUUUAAAGUAAAAUGCAUUCUUACCUCUGACAUAUAUAAUACGGUAAUUAUUGAUACUAAACCCAAUAAUUUUAAGGCAAGAUAAAGUAAUGUUCUUGGACCAUAUUCGGCCAAACUUCCAGAAUAUACUCUAGGAGGUAGCCAUGCCAAAAAAUAAAUAACCAAAAACCAAAAUGAAACCAAUGGUACAAAAUGAUAAAAUUGAUAAGGUCUAUUCAUACAUAGACAUAAUGUUACAGUUAAUAAAUUAUAUCUGAACAUGACCUGAAAAAAAAAAAAAAGAAAAUAAAUAAAUAAUCAGUGUCAGAAAUUAUUUUCUUUGAUAUAUAUAUAAUGAAUAAUGUAUAUAAUAUAGAUUAUAAUUAAAAGUAUUUAUUUACCUUGGCAAAUCUGAUGAGAGAAACAUCACCCGUUUGCCAAAAAUAACAAAAAUGUCCAUAUCCAGAAAGAAAUAAAUAUGCAGAAUUAAUUAAUCUUAAGUACAUAUAAAUUGGUAAAACGUUUUUGGCACCAGUAACAUGAUAUAUAAGCACUACUGCUUGCAUUAAACCUCUCCAUUCAUCUGUUUGCUCCCUAUUUAAUGCAUUUGGUCCCCUUUCACAAUGCUCGGUAAAAAAUAAUCCAAGAGCUAAGAUAUAUCCAAGAGGGAGCCAAAAGCUAAAUUCACUGUAGUAUUUAUUCUCCUUCAUGAAGAAAUUUGUUCUGAAUAUAAUGUAAAAAAAGAAAAUAAAAGAGAACAGGUUUAAAAUUAAGUUUAAAUAAAAACAUUAUAUAAUUAUAAAUAUACCUGUCACACAAAUAAAAGUAUGCUAAUAUAAUAGAUAAAAUAGCCAAAGAUGUGCUUAAGCUAUAAAAGUCUUGCACUUGAGGUUGCUCUAUUUGUACAACAUCAGAAGAUUCUGUUUGUUCCGUAUCUUUGGUUUCUUCUGUAUCUACACUAAUGUAUGAAACUUCUGAUCGAUGUUGGCAGAAUCUUCUGUACAACCAAACACUCCCACCAAUUAUUAUACUAUAACAGAUUUUAAGUUAUA